AUGACCUGGCGUCUUAUCACUUGAUUAUUUUGUCCGUUACAAUUUCUUAACUGUCAACUGACAAAUAAAGUUUAAAAUGUUGAAGUUGUUUAUUUUAGCAAUAGCCACGUCUUGUUUCCAAUAUGGAUCACUGGCAGCUGAUGUUGACCAGCUUCAGCAAGAGGUGAAUAGUUUGAAGUCCCAGAUGGGCCAGGUACAACAAACCUUACAGCAAAUACAAACACAGCUCACGCUUGUUCACUCUACACCGCACGCAAAACCAGUUGCUUUCACUGCACAUCUGUCCAAAACAAUCGUAAGCAUUCAACAACACCAUCAUGUUAGCUUUGACAACGUCAUCACAAAUAUAGGUGGAGCGUAUAAUAAAGAAACUGGUCAUUUUGUGGCACCCGUGUUCGGAACUUACGCCUUUUUUGUUACUGCAACAAAUACACCUGGUCACUCAACAUCAUUGUCUUUGAUGAAAAACGGCCAAAGGCAAUCGGUAACAUUGGCACAUGGAACAGCUUCUACUCCAUCGCAAUGGGAAACCAGCACGAUGUGUGCUAUGUUGUUGCUUAAUGAGGGUGACGAGGUUUGGGUUCAAAAUGAAUCUAAGUUCUCAACAACAGAAGAUCUUGAUGGUCACAAUUAUUCAUCCUACUCUGGUUUUCUUAUACAAGGGUUGUAAAAUACCUUUAACUUUACAAGUAAAGAGAUAUAACAGACAUACAUACCCUUAGUUUAUUUUUUAUCGUGCAAAAGUUUAGGUGAAAAUGUACUUGCUUAAAUUACAUUGCUAAGCUUGUAUAUUAAUUAGCAAUUAACUUUG
Messenger RNA from Ruditapes philippinarum (Manila clam), 811 nucleotides. RefSeq names its product complement C1q-like protein 4. Bases 77 to 670 code for a protein of 197 amino acids. Gene Ontology annotation, molecular function: protein binding. The record is from RefSeq and is a predicted model, not a curated record. Lineage: Eukaryota; Metazoa; Mollusca; Bivalvia; Venerida; Veneridae. The transcript has 2 exons.